UUAGAAAAGCUUAAAAAAUGGACAACUCAAUUUACCAAAUUAUAUAAAAACAUCUCCAUCUCCUUUUUAACUCAAAUCUCCCAAAAAGCAUACUAUAAACAAAGAGAAGAACCCAACUAUACUUUCUCUCCCUCUCACUACUGAUUCUCCCUUUUCUUACCUUUCUUUCUCAUCUGUUACUGUCAAAGUUCUUACCUUUCUGCUCAUAUUUUGUAAUUUUUUAGAAUUUAAUUUCUGAUUUUUGGAAAUUAUUUUAUGUGGGUCCUUUUGUUUUCAUUUGUUGCUUUCAAAAUUCCCAUUUCUUUGCUAAAAUUUGCAAAAUUUUACUAAUUAUUUUAUUUUGGGGCUAAAAUUUCAUGUGGCUUUAUAGAGAAAACAGUUUUUACACAUUUCCCACCUUUCUUUCUCAUCUAUUCUAUUACUUCCCAAAAUUCUAAUUUUUUUUGCUUUAAUUAGUGAUUUUUCUACUAAAAUUUAAAUUUUGGAGCUGAAAUUUCAUGUGGGUUUAGAGAAAAAACAGUUUUUGCCCAUUCCCACCUUUUUCUCUUAUCUUUAACUUUCAAAGUUUCUAUCUUUCUACUAAAAUUUUAAUUUUGAGCGAAAAUUUCAUGUGGGCAUUUUAAAAUUUUUGGAAAGAAAGGAAGAAAUGUAUCCAAGAUUUAUUCAGCCUCAUCAUCAUAAUCAGCAGCACCAACAACUCCAUGAAUCUAUAGGUGUAAUAGUGGGUCCCAUUGAUGAUAUUCAUCAAGUGGGUCCCACUUCUACCACUUCUGCUGGUGACCCUAGACUUGUGUUGACUUCUGAUCCAAAGCCUCGUCUCCGGUGGACUGCUGACCUCCAUGAACGUUUUGUUGAUGCUGUUACUCAGCUUGGAGGACCCCACAAAGCUACACCGAAGGCUAUAAUGCGGACGAUGGGUGUAAAGGGAUUGACUCUUUUCCACUUGAAAAGUCAUCUUCAGAAAUACAGAUUAGGUAAGCAAUCAGGGAAGGAUAUGGGUGAGGCUCCAAAAGAUGGGAUCUCAGCUUCAUACCAUCUCGAGAGCCCUCGCACAAGUAAUUCUUCGUCAAGCUUGCCAACAUCUGAUAUGGAUGAGGGUUUUAAGGUUAAGGAGGCAUUAAGAACACAAAUGGAGGUCCAAACUAAACUACAUUUGCAGGUUGAGGCUGAGAAGCACUUACAAAUGCGCCAAGAUGCAGAGCGAAGAUAUAUGGCGAUGCUUGAGAGAGCUUGUAAGAUCCUUGCCGACCAAUUAAUGGGGGUUGCGAUUACAGAAAAUCACGCACAACCGACACUCCAAGAGUGAUUAUCUAGCUGAAGCACAAGGGCAAUAUUGGGCUUGGAUCAGCGAGCAUUUUGGAUUUUGUUCGGAAGGACAAGCUUGCUAUGAUUAUAAUGAUGUCUUCAUCUAGUCAAGCAAAUGAAGUAGGAGUCGGAGUCGGAGUUAUACUCAUUAAUCUUGGGCAAAGUGCUUAAGUGAUGCUAAUUUGUAUAUUUUCUACAAUUAACUUAUUGUAUGACAUAUUUCUAUCCUGAAGAACAUAUAAUUUGUAGGGCGUAUUUAAAAAUAUUGCUUGUAAAAUCAUUUAUUAAUUUUUCUGAAUUCUAGCAUGGACGUGAUCCUAUUUAAGUCUAAUGUAUUCAUUCCUCCUAA
Amaranthus tricolor (Joseph's coat) is the source of this 1654-nucleotide messenger RNA. RefSeq names its product protein PHR1-LIKE 2-like. The record is from RefSeq and is a predicted model, not a curated record. Bases 647 to 1306 code for a protein of 219 amino acids. NCBI's taxonomy places the organism in Eukaryota, Viridiplantae, Streptophyta, Magnoliopsida, Caryophyllales, Amaranthaceae. The transcript has 7 exons. Gene Ontology annotation, molecular function: DNA-binding transcription factor activity; DNA binding.